CGGUGUGCCCCCUGGAGGACAUGUGUGACAUUGCCCAUAAGUUUGGGGCUCUGACUUUCGUAGAUGAAGUGCAUGCUGUGGGUUUAUAUGGUCCCAGAGGUGGAGGAAUUGGAGACAAGGACAAAGUCAUGCACAAGAUGGACAUCGUCUCAGGAACUCUGGGCAAAGCCUUCGGCUGUGUGGGCGGUUACAUCGCCAGCACCAGCCCCCUGGUGGACACAGUUCGCUCCUACGCCGCCGGUUUCAUCUUCACCACGUCCCUGCCUCCCAUGCUGCUGGCCGGGGCCAAAGAAUCUGUCAGGAUCCUGAAAAGUGAGGAAGGUCGGGAGCUGAGGAGGAAACACCAGAGGAGCGUCAAACUGCUCCGACAGAUGCUAAUGGACUCGGGACUUCCUGUUGUGCACUGUCCAAGUCACAUCAUCCCUGUCCUG
Molecule: messenger RNA, 431 nt
Organism: Cynoglossus semilaevis (tongue sole)
Lineage: Eukaryota; Metazoa; Chordata; Actinopteri; Pleuronectiformes; Cynoglossidae
Product: 5-aminolevulinate synthase, nonspecific, mitochondrial-like
Exons: 2
Biological process (GO): erythrocyte development; hemoglobin biosynthetic process; heme biosynthetic process
Cellular component (GO): mitochondrion
Molecular function (GO): pyridoxal phosphate binding; 5-aminolevulinate synthase activity
Source: RefSeq, a predicted model, not a curated record